This is a messenger RNA of Jaculus jaculus (lesser Egyptian jerboa), 4513 nucleotides long. It is a transcript of the gene Adam10, whose product is annotated as ADAM metallopeptidase domain 10. Gene Ontology annotation, biological process: Notch signaling pathway; membrane protein ectodomain proteolysis. The transcript is spliced from 16 exons. Lineage: Eukaryota; Metazoa; Chordata; Mammalia; Rodentia; Dipodidae. The record is from RefSeq and is a predicted model, not a curated record. Gene Ontology annotation, molecular function: metalloendopeptidase activity involved in amyloid precursor protein catabolic process. The coding region runs from base 136 to 2385 and encodes 749 amino acids. Gene Ontology annotation, cellular component: synaptic membrane; plasma membrane.
CGCGUGCCGGGAGGGGAGGAGGUUCCCCGGCUUCCCGCGGAGGAGGCGCCCCAUCCGCUCCUCCCGUCCGGAUCGAUGUGCUGCCGCUGUUAACCCGUGAGGAGGAGGCGGCGGCGGAGGCGGCGGCCGCGGAAGAUGGUGUUGCUGCUGAGAGUGUGCUUCCUGCUCGUCUCCUGGGCGCCGGGGCUGGGAGGUCAGUAUGGAAAUCCUCUAAAUAAAUACAUUAGACAUUUUGAAGGAUUAUCUUACAAUGUGGAUUCAUUACACCAAAAACACCAGCGUGCCAAAAGAGCAGUCUCCCACGAGGACCAGUUUUUACGUCUAGACUUCCAUGCCCAUGGAAGACACUUCAACUUACGGAUGAAGAGAGACACUUCUCUUUUCAGUGAUGGAUUUAAAGUAGAAACAUCAAAUAAAGUGCUUGACUAUGAUACUUCUCAUAUUUACACUGGACAUAUUUAUGGUGAAGAAGGAAGCUUUAGUCACGGGUCUGUUAUUGAUGGAAGAUUCGAAGGAUUCAUCCAGACUCGCGGUGGCACAUUUUACAUUGAGCCAGUGGAGAGAUACAUUAAAGAUCGAGUGCUACCGUUUCACUCUGUCAUCUACCACGAAGAUGACAUUAACUACCCUCACAGAUACGGCCCCCAGGGCGGCUGCGCAGAUCACUCGGUCUUUGAGAGGAUGAGGAAGUACCAAAUGACGGGUGUGGAGGAAGCAGCUCAGACACCUCAAGAAGAACAUGCUGCUAAUGGACCAGAGCUCCUGAGGAGGAAACGCACAACUUUAGCUGAAAGAAACACCUGCCAGCUCUAUAUUCAGACUGAUCACCUGUUCUUUAAGUAUUAUGGGACGCGAGAAGCCGUGAUUGCCCAGAUAUCCAGUCAUGUUAAAGCGAUUGAUACAAUCUACCAGACUACAGACUUCUCCGGAAUCCGUAACAUCAGUUUCAUGGUGAAACGCAUAAGAAUCAAUACAACUGCUGAUGAAAAGGACCCUACAAACCCUUUCCGUUUCCCAAAUAUUGGUGUGGAGAAGUUUCUGGAAUUGAAUUCCGAGCAGAAUCAUGAUGACUACUGUUUGGCCUAUGUCUUCACAGACCGAGAUUUUGAUGACGGCGUUCUUGGUCUGGCGUGGGUUGGAGCCCCUUCAGGAAGUUCUGGAGGAAUCUGUGAAAAAAGUAAACUGUAUUCAGAUGGAAAGAAGAAGUCCCUGAACACUGGGAUCAUCACUGUGCAGAACUAUGGCUCCCAUGUGCCUCCCAAAGUCUCCCACAUCACCUUUGCCCACGAAGUGGGACAUAACUUUGGAUCUCCACACGAUUCUGGGACUGAGUGCACGCCAGGAGAGUCCAAGAAUUUAGGACAGAAAGAAAAUGGCAACUACAUCAUGUAUGCGAGAGCCACGUCUGGGGACAAGCUCAACAACAACAAGUUCUCACUCUGCAGCAUCCGGAACAUCAGCCAGGUCCUGGAGAAGAAGAGGAACAGCUGCUUUGUGGAGUCCGGCCAGCCCAUCUGCGGGAACGGGAUGGUGGAGCAAGGAGAGGAGUGCGACUGUGGCUACAGCGACCAGUGUAAGGACGAGUGCUGCUUCGAUGCCAACCAGCCUGAGGGGAAGAAGUGCCGCCUGAGGCCUGGGAAGCAGUGCAGCCCCAGUCAAGGUCCCUGCUGCACGGCACAGUGCACGUUCAAGUCCAAGUCUGAGAAGUGCCGGGAUGAUUCUGACUGUGCGAAGGAAGGACUGUGUAAUGGGUACACAGCUCUGUGUCCACCCUCUGAGCCCAAGAUCAACUUUACCGAAUGCAAUAGGCACACACAAGUCUGCAUUAAAGGGCAAUGUGUGGGUUCUAUUUGUGAGAAGCACGACUUGGAAGAGUGUACCUGCGCCAGUUCUGACGGCAAGGACGACAAGGAGCUGUGCCACGUCUGCUGCAUGAAGAAAAUGGACCCGUCGAGCUGCGCCAGCACAGGGUCCGUGCAGUGGGGCAAGUACUUCAGCGGGCGGACCAUCACGCUGCAGCCGGGCUCGCCCUGCAACGACUUCCGAGGCUACUGUGACGUGUUCAUGCGGUGUAGACUGGUGGAUGCUGACGGACCCCUGGCUAGGCUGAAGAAAGCAAUCUUUAGUCCACAGCUCUAUGAAAACAUUGCUGAAUGGAUUGUGGCUCAUUGGUGGGCAGUCUUGCUCAUGGGCAUCGCCCUGAUCAUGCUAAUGGCUGGAUUUAUCAAGAUAUGCAGUGUCCAUACUCCAAGUAGUAAUCCAAAGUUGCCUCCUCCAAAACCACUUCCAGGCACUUUAAAGAGGAGGAGACCGCCACAGCCCAUCCAGCAGCCCCAGCGUCAGAGGCCUCGGGAGAGCUACCAGAUGGGACACAUGAGACGCUAACUGCAGCUAGCUUUUGCCUUGGUUCUUCCUAGUGCCUACAGUGGGAAACUUCACUCCAAAGAGAAACCUGUCAGUUGUCAUCGCCCAGCUACCCUCACCAGUAACAGUUGAAGAGAAAAACGGCAGAUCAGGUCCUCGGACCAGGUGGAAUCACCUCAAAGUUGAAGCCUAAAAAUUCCAAUUUGGGGGGUGGGGUGGCAAAGGAACCCAGUUUUCUUACAGACAGAUAUUUUUAACCUGACGGCACAAAGUCUUAGGAUAUUACCACGUGCCCCUUGUUCCCUGUUCUUCAUUGCUGCAUUUUCUUCACUUGCAGACAAACUUGGCUCUCAAUGAACUUUUAUCACAAAUUGAAAUAUAUUUUUUUCAACUGCCAAUCAAGGCUGGGAGGCUCACCCACCUCAACAUUGGAGACGUCACUUGCCAAUGUACAUACCUUGUUAUAUGCAGAUCUGUAUUUCUUACGUACACUGUACUUCUGUGUGCAAUUGUAAACAGAAAUUGCAAUAUGGAUGUUUCUUUGUAUUAUAAAAAAUUUUCCGCUCUUAAUGAAACAUUACUGUUCAAUUGACAUACUCAGGAUAACAGAGUGGUGGUAUUCAGUGGCCCAGAUUCUGGAAUGAUUGGUACAGGCAGUUUGGAAUGCGAACCAGUUCACCCUGUUCUUCUGAUGGAGUUGGUUCUCCUAGUCACACUGUCCCUGUCUGCGGCUGCCCCAGGCGUGGGGCUGGGUGUCAGGUCAGUGAAGGGUGGGCCAGAGCAGGCGCAGCACCCUGCUGUACGGUCAGCUCCUGGUUUGGACGUCCGGUUUCCACUCGCCUGUCUGACACACUCUAACCGAUGCCCAUUUUGAACUGGUAGGUGAAAUUUCACUCAUCAUUGGUUAGGAAUCAUGUCAGUGAAAUGCUUCUUUUCAUUUGUAGCCUGCUUCCCCCGUGCUUUCCGUGUGUCAGAAGUGUGCUGGUUCUGGUUCGUCACGUACAGAAAGGAAAGGAGAGUCUGGAAAUACCAGGGCAGGCCUCGCGCAUAUCACCACUGAUCAUAGGGAACCACUAGAGAUGGGUCAUGUGCUCAGCUAGUAGUAAAUGGUAGAUAGGUCUCCUGACUCCCCCCCCCCCCCAAACAUUUUAACAACAGUGAAGGUGAGACAGCACAAUGUCCCAUUCCAAACUCAUUUUUUUAAGCAGAUGUAAAUAAUUGGCAUUUUAAAGACAGAAAGCAAAAGCAUCUAAUGUAUUAACAGGCUUGUUGCUAUGCAGAACGUGGAAGGGGCAUUAUGAAACAUUUAAGCUUGUGACAUAUUUAUUGCUUCUGUUUUCCAGCGACAUCACUUAAAUUAGAAGUAAAUGUUGAUGGUCUUCCUGGCUUUGCCUAGGAAGCAAAUUUAUGGAAGACUGAAAGAUUUCUGUGUUUUGGCUCCUUUUUUUUUCCUUUUAUCUUAAGAGUAUAAGGUUUACACAAUCAUUCUCAUAAUGUGAGCAAGCCAGCAAGGCCAAAAACGCUAGAGAAAACAAUGGGAUCUCUUCCUUGUAAACUUGUACAGUGUGUGGUGACUUUUUUCAAAAUACAGCUUUUUGUACAUGAUUUAGAGACAAAUUUUGUACAUGAAACCCCAGAUAGACUAUAAAUAAUUCUCAACAAGCAAGUAGGUAGAUAAUGUAUGAAGUUGCUUUUAAAAUCAUUUAAAUGCCUUUGUUUUUGGACUGGGCAAAGGCCGGGAGCGGGCUUGCAUUUCUACAAUGGUGACUUCUUCUGCAAGAGUUCUUCACAACUUCUUGAGUGUGGUAAACUUUGGAACAUGUAAAUUUUUUGGCUUGUAAUGUUAUCCUGUGGUAGGGUUGAGGCAGGCACAUGCUGCCCUGUUUUAUUUUGAGUCUAAGUUAAAUGUUUCUGAGGAGAUACAUGCACUGAACUCUCACGAGGAUCAAGAUGUAGUAAACACGAAAAGAUCAAGACAAAGGAGAUCUAAUACUACUGUCCGUUUAAUGUCCACUGUGUUUUAUACAGUAUCUUUUUUUGUUCACUUUGGAAAUUUUUACUAAAAAUUGCAAAAAAAUAAAAGUAUUGUGCAAAGAUGUAAGGUUUUUUGAAACUUGAAAUGCAUUAAUAAAUAGACUUGGUGAAACCA